CCGGCCUUGCUCUGGCGGCGGAGCUCGAGGGCGUGCCGGCUGCUGCACGUGGCGGAGCUACUGCUCCUGCUUUUUCGCUGCGUCGGCCGGCCUUCAGUGGCGGCGGCGACGGCCUUGCUCUGGCGACGGAGCUCAAGGGCGUGCCGACUGCUGCACGUGGCGGAGCUGCUGCUCCUGCUGUUCCGCCGUCGUCGGCCGGCCUUCAGUGGCGGCGGCUCGAGCUCCUGGGCAUGGCCAGCGGCUGCUCCAGUUGCUGGGCGCGGCGGCCGGAGCAGCACGCACCAGUUCUUCCUGCAGCCGCUUCGCCCACGUUCUAGAAAACCACCGUCCGCCAUGGCCGAUGAACCCAGUGCUCUUGAGCCCCUCGGCUUGCUCCCGCGGCACCAACAUGCUCCUGCUCUAGAAGAAUUGCCGACGCGUCCAGGGUGGGAGGGACUGCUCUCCAAUACGGACUCCAGGAGACAACUUCCAGUUCCAGUAGACCUAUCCGAUAGAAUUCUCGAAGCUAUUAGCCUGCAAGCUCUCAAUCAGACCAUGAAGAGAUGCAUCUCAGAGGACAAGCAAUGCCAUGUUUUCAUUACCAUAAAGGGAUGCGCUUUCAUCGUUGUUAGUUACCAGUCAUGCAUUGAGUCUACCAGCGCCAAUCAGCUACUCAUGGGAAAAGGGUCAAAUUUUAUUUCCUUUUUACAAUGUCAUGUAGCUAGGAUGGAUAAGAAAAAGCUUGAAUGAUGCAGUUGAUUAGAAUGUGGAGUGCAUAUUUGCUUUAA
Triticum aestivum (bread wheat) is the source of this 767-nucleotide messenger RNA. RefSeq lists its product as uncharacterized. The coding region runs from base 334 to 729 and encodes 131 amino acids. The record is from RefSeq and is a predicted model, not a curated record. The transcript is spliced from 4 exons. NCBI's taxonomy places the organism in Eukaryota, Viridiplantae, Streptophyta, Magnoliopsida, Poales, Poaceae.